AUGAAAUUUACGUGUGAUUUAUGCGAUAAGAAAUUUUCAACAAAAGAUGCAAGCGAUCGACACUUUAAAGCUAUUCAUGAAGGAAUGAAAUUUACGUGUGAUUUAUGCGAUAAGAAAUUUUCAACAAAAGAUGCAAGCGAUCGACACUUUAAAGCUAUUCAUGAAGGCAAGAAGUUUUCUUGUGAUCAGUGUGACAGAAAGUUCUAUGGUAAAUCUAUACUCAGAGAACAUAUUCAAGUUGUUCAUGAAGGCAAAGCAUUUCCCUGUGAACAAUGUGAUAAAAAAUUCGCCUCGAAAGCUAAUCUUAGCCGACAUGUGAAAGCAAUUCAUCAAGGCAUAGGUUUUUCUUGUGAACAAUGUGAUAAAAAAUUCGCCUCAAAAGUUCAGGUUAGGCAACAUGUGGCAGCAAUUCAUCAAGGUGAGAAAAUAUCUGCGUCUCUUUUAUUGUUUUUGUGAUGCUUUCAACUUAUGGCCUUUUUCACUUGUAAGGACAAUAUUCAUGUCGUUAGGUGUCAGCCAGUGAAGAAUAGUCUUUUCGUAAAUUCGCUUCAAAGUUGUACAGUUAUGCAUAUACAAUAUUUGAUGAAAAGGUUAGAUGGUUUAUUCCUUUACGUUCCCAACGGAACAUAGCACUGCUGUUUAUUUAUAUGUGGUAUGGAGUUGGUAGCCUAAUGCCCAAUCUUCCCUCUGUAUACCAGUUUGAUUCCUGGCCUAGGGAGGUAGAGGAGUGCGUCCGUCGUCCGGGGAUUGAACCCCGGACCACCUGAGGUGUGGUUGAUAAGCGUUUUACCGUUUUUCCACCGACGCACAACAUCAUUUGGUAACCGAACUCUUAUGUACUCGUCUCUAGUUUAUUGUUAUGGACUGGUCGAGAA
Molecule: messenger RNA, 875 nt
Organism: Trichobilharzia regenti
Lineage: Eukaryota; Metazoa; Platyhelminthes; Trematoda; Strigeidida; Schistosomatidae
Source: the annotation of a GenBank genome assembly